Soboliphyme baturini is the source of this 986-nucleotide messenger RNA. NCBI's taxonomy places the organism in Eukaryota, Metazoa, Nematoda, Enoplea, Dioctophymatida, Soboliphymatidae. The record is from the annotation of a GenBank genome assembly.
UUGCGGAUAAUAGGAGAUGAGGCAAUUGGCUGUUUUUCAGCAAGCGACUUUGUAGGUUGGUACAAUGGACAUCCCAAAUAUGCAAAUGUAGAUCCUGAUCUGCAGUCGACUGAUACAGCUGUUGUUCUUGGUCACGGAAACGUCGCACUUGAUAUUGCUCGCAUGCUGUUAUCAUCAACCGAGCACUUGGCUCACACUGACAUUUCGGCCAGGGCUUACGCAGCACUUCUAAAAAGCCGUAUUCGACGCGUGAUCCUUGCAGGGAGACGAGGCCCCCUGCAAAUUUCGAUCACGACGGCGGAGCUCCGUGAGAUGUCUCGUCUGCCUGGUGUAUUUGUGGAAAUUGCCCGCUCUGACUUAGAAAGCACAAUACCAUUUCUUGGCCAGCUGCAGAGACCGAGAAGGCGCCUCACUGAACUGAUGCUACAACUAUCGCAACUUCCGGUACCUCCUCCUCAGACGGUGAAUCUUUGCUCGCUUCGGUUCCUGUUGUCUGCUACAGAAAUCCUGUCCAUUUCGAAACAUGUGACAGGCGUUAAAUUCAUUCAGAACCGGUUGCGAAUGUCAUCAGCAGAUGAUUUCAGUUCUGCCAUUGCGGAACCAACGCCAGAAACCCAGACAAUCGCCUGCGGAAUCGUCGUUUGUAGCUUCGGCCGUCAGUCGCUCGAUAUCAGCAAUGGGCUGUUGCCCUUUAAUCUGCAAAAGAGCAUAGUGAGCACGGCCGAAGAUGGAACGGUGAUAGGCUGCCCUACGGUUUAUGCGUGCGGCUGGUGCAGCCUUGGCUCAACUGGAGUGCUACUGAAGACACAGCAGAAUGCGAGGGCAGUCGCUGAGUCACUCAUCGAUCAUUAUUCUGCCAAACCCGUGGUGUGCAUCGACAAAGAAAAGCAUCCUGACGCAAUUGAAGUCGAACUUCGCAGAAAAUCCUACUUCACUGAUUGGCAAGACUGGAAGUGCAUUGAUGCGCAAUACGCCCCAUUAUAGCA